Dracunculus medinensis (Guinea worm) is the source of this 504-nucleotide messenger RNA. The record is from the annotation of a GenBank genome assembly. NCBI's taxonomy places the organism in Eukaryota, Metazoa, Nematoda, Chromadorea, Rhabditida, Dracunculidae.
AUGUCGAAAAAUAACAUUAAAAUCACAACAGAAAUUGAGCAAAAUUCGAUAUAUCCAGCUAGAUCUGUGAAACCAAAUGACCUCAGUCAUCUUCAGCACUGUGUUGCUUACAAUAUAGUUGUGUCAACUUUAUUGCAACAAAAGAAUUUAAAUAAUCUAAAGACUGAAGCCACUGUCGAGCAGAUUGCUACGGAUGUUCUUUCCUGUUUACUAGAGAGAAUGCGGAUGGACGGUCUCAUAUCACGUACUCGUUUAUGUAAUGAUGAAGAUGUAACUGUUGCUUGGACUUGUCAGACAUCUGUAUCGCAUUAUUUCCGUCAUUUUUUUAAUCACCGUUUUCAUCAAGAAAUAGUGGAACAGAUGGAUCAAGUUUAUCAUAAUAUUGACAGUGGAGAAAAAAUUGAAGAAGAUUCAGCAGGAGCCGCUGCUGCUUAUGCUAGCUGUUUUUAUAAAAAUGUCAGUAAUUCCUUCAUGCUAUUUGCGAAAACCAGCUUAAACAAGUAA